AUGAAUUAAACAUAAUUAAUUUUAAUUUUUUCAUCAUCUUCUUCCUCUUUUCUUUCUCCAUCCUUACCCUCCUCUUCUUCUUCGGAAUCAUCUUCAUCAUCUUCAUCAUCUUGGGUUCCUCGUGGAACCUAGUGCUGGGUUCAAGGAACCUAGAUUUGGGUUCCUCAUGAAACCCAGCACUAGGUUCGUGAGGACACCAGAGCUCCUCGUGGAACCCAUCUGGGUUCCUCUCAAAACUCAGCAUUGGGUUCCGUGGGAGAACCCAGCACUGGGUUCCGCAGGGGAUGCAAUGAACCCGAUAUGGGUUCCACCGGGUCACGCGAGCCCAGAGUUGGGAUCCAACGUGAAAGGAAGUAAAUCGAAGUCAGACACCAAGAGUUCCAAGCUUUCCGUCAAUAAGAAAGCAGCCGUCACAUAAGCUGGGAAGAAACCGGGGAAGGCGGCCAAGGAUCCAAACAAACCAAAGAGGCGUGCCAGUGCCUUCUUCGUAUUCAUGUAAUUAUUAUCACCGCCUCUAUAAAUAUCUCGUUACUAAUGAAAAAUCCUCUUUCCGUCAAAUAUCUUUGGCAUUAACAUUCAAACAAACCGUUGAAGAAGUG
This is a messenger RNA of Rubroshorea leprosula, 599 nucleotides long. The record is from the annotation of a GenBank genome assembly. NCBI's taxonomy places the organism in Eukaryota, Viridiplantae, Streptophyta, Magnoliopsida, Malvales, Dipterocarpaceae.